Messenger RNA from Aspergillus mulundensis, 1278 nucleotides. RefSeq lists its product as uncharacterized. NCBI's taxonomy places the organism in Eukaryota, Fungi, Ascomycota, Eurotiomycetes, Eurotiales, Aspergillaceae. The transcript has a single exon. Bases 1 to 1278 code for a protein of 425 amino acids. The record is from RefSeq and is a predicted model, not a curated record.
AUGAAGGUUUCCAAUGUUUUCGGUUCAAAUCCCUGGUCGAGAAUCCAUUUCCCAUUGCCGCAGACUCCUCGCCAGUCUCAACAGCUUUUGAAUGCCCUUACGUCCUCUUUCCGUCGCGAACUUGAUCGUGAACAUCCUCCCACCGCAUCCUCUCCAGACGAGGUCUCCGGUGUCAAUAAUGCCUCUAAUGGGCAUCGUCUGAACGAGGUUCAUCCUCAAUCCUCCGUUCAUGCUACCGAACAACAUCUCCGCACACUUCUCGAUAAUCCCCUCUUCCGCGUAUCGCUCUCCACACAUGGCGUCCGGUCCCAACCACAGUUAGAUGCGGACGGAUUAAGGCCUCGGAAAGAACCUAUGGUCAUUUUCGACGAACUUGUAGCCUCCGGGUCUGCUACUGUGGCGUCCGUCUCAGAUUGUCUCAAUUGGCAGCUGUUAAUAGCCAGCCGUCACAGCGGCGAAGAGUUUGUCAAGGCACUCAGGGACUCUCAGGCAGGCUCCAGGGUCUUUUCCUGGUGGUCUUCUUCAGAUUCGAUGACGAAACGCGACUUUAUCACAAACGUAAGAGCGGUGCGCAGCACAUGCAAGGCUAUGGCUGCGGAGGGGCUACAAAGCUCGGUACUGGCUUGGCUGAAAAUGUUAGGCGACUGCAAUGUUGGUGGCUAUCCAACAUCCACACGCUUCGCGGAAACAAAUUUCAAGUAUCUUUUGGGGAAUUUCCUCAAGGCGGAAGUCGAAUGCGGCGGCGGAAUAGGUUCUUCUCUACGUUUUUAUCUCGACGCAUGCAGGGUACUCGUGCCAAUGAGUGAUGGGAGACCGAGACUGUCCCUGAAAAUAGCUCUUGGUGCACCAGCGGCCUAUCUCAUCGACAACAUCGACAGAUUUUUUCUGCACCAGAAUACCGAACUUCCUAUCCCAGUCGACCUAUACGAUGAAUACGCACAGAUGGUAUCUAUGCUGGAGCUCGGUAAGCUUCAAAGCGCCAUUAUAGCCAUCCACCACCCAACGCGUCCAGAUGCACAGCCGUUCGUUCAAUUUCUGCACGGUAUACGGCCAGCAGAUUUCGAAUUGUGGCCUCAAGCUCGGCGUACCAAAAUUGUGCGAAAAGCUUUUGAUGCACUGCGUGUUUUAACUGAGGCUGGGAAGCCAAAAGACGUCUUAUAUGUGACAAAGUUCCUGGCACAGCAUACGCAGCCAAUCCACACAGCGCAAGGGCCCAAUUCACCGCCCGUGGAGGAAGAGCCGCUACGCGCCCUUCUAGACCCGAAAUUGGCCCUUUGA